AGGAGAAGAUUCAAAGAAGUGAUUAAUCAUUUCAACAUUUGUUUAAUUCCGAAACCCAAUUAAUAUUAUUGCACUGGAACUGGAAGUGGAGGCCACGUCGCGGCCGGUUGGCGGCGGCCGUCUAUUUCUUCUGCUCAAAUUCCGAACCCAAGGUCAACCGCUGGUACUUGUAGUAAUUCUUGGGUUGUUGGUUCUACUUUCUCCCUCCAUUUUCGCCGCUUCAAGGAUUCCAUUCCAUGGAUGAUGCUUCCGGGAACAAAUUUCAUUGCCUUUUCAUUUCCAAAUUGCAGCCGACACAGCCUGUAAUUGCCUGCCUUGAAUUUGGGAAACCAAAACAAGGAAUGAAACUAAGAAGGAAACAAAUGUUUUUGUCUAAAAAUAGACGGCCAUGCGCGUUUCCAGGAGGAGCCAAGUCAGCACAAUUCUCUCUCUCUUCCAUUCCAACCAAAUCUUCAGAACCCGUGAUUUUCUCCUGAUUACCCUUUCCAUUUUCGUCUACUUCCUUCAAUUUUCUGGCUGUAUUUCCCUUUUUUUCAAUUUAUUUUUUUUUAAAAAACUGCAUUUUUUUCUGGGAAUAAUACCCAUUUGUACGCCCACAAAGCAAAAAUUUUGGGAAGCCUGAAUCCCCUUAGCCAUCCCAGCUCGACCAGAAAACCCUGCAUCAAUCUCAAGGGAUAUAGAUAUAGAUAUACACACAUACAUAUACUUAUACAUACAUCCUCGCUUUUUUUAUGUAUAUACAUGUCCAUAUGUCAAUGCUGGAUUUCUGGUCUGGGUUUUAUUAAUCUUUUCCUUUUCGUCUUUCUAUGGGAGGCCUUCCUUGUCUUGUUUGUGCUAUUUGGCUUACAAUUGAUUGGUAAUACUUGAGAAUAAAUCUCUUCGUUUCACCAUUUGGGCCUCUGUUUCUCAUAUUAUUUGGGAUUUUGGAGGCAUUAGGGUUUGGUUGGAAGGGGUCUUCAUUGUUUGGAGAAGAUUGUGGCUUGUGUUGAGAGUUCAAUUCUUAAGUAAAAAUCAUUUGGGAGCAGCUCAGCUUUGUUAACAAUUGCUUGAAUUUAAAUUCCAAGGUUUCAGUAUCAUGAAUGGGCAUCUUAAGUAUUAGCAGAGGCUUUGUUAACAACAGGUGACUUGCUGAGGAUGGGCUGCAUUUGCUCAAAAGAAUACAGUAUAGAAGAUUGUGCCGGCGAUGCUGAAAACGAGAAAGAGAAAAGCAAAUCUUUAGUUAAGGUUGCUCCUUCAAAGACUGAGGAUAUAGUUGUGGGAAUAGGCAAUGUUAGUUAUGAUGAGUCUGUGCACACAAUAUCUCAGCCGGUUGUACCGGCAACUAUGAGCUCUGUACCAGCUACAAAGGAUGAAGAGAAGAAAACAAGGAUUGUCGAGAGGCCCAAAAGUGGUCUCCAUCAUAGACGAGCUACGAUGGAUGUGGUAAUGAAUGGAGGAGAAUCCACAGUGUCUCGGAUUGUUAGCAUGCCACAAGGCAUCAUAGGAGAACAGGUCGCUGCCGGAUGGCCAUCCUGGCUAACUUCAGUAGCUGGAGAGGCCAUCCAGGGGUGGCUUCCUCGAAGUGCUGAUUCUUUUGAGAAGUUAGAAAAGAUUGGACAAGGAACUUAUAGCACUGUAUAUAGGGCACGUGACCUAAAAACCAGAAAAAUUGUUGCAAUGAAGAAAGUACGAUUUGUAAAUAUGGAUCCAGAGAGUGUUCGUUUUAUGGCUAGAGAAAUACUUAUCUUACGUAAACUGGACCAUCCAAAUGUAAUGAAGCUUGAGUGUAUAGUCACUUCGAGGAUGUCAGGCAGCUUGUACCUUGUAUUUGAAUACAUGGAGCAUGAUCUUGCUGGUCUUGCAGCAUCACCUAAGAUCAAGUUCACGGAACCACAGAUUAAAUGCUAUGUGCAACAAUUGCUUCAUGGACUUGAACAUUGUCAUAGUCGUGGAAUUCUGCAUCGAGACAUCAAGGGUUCUAAUCUGCUUGUUGACAAUGAUGGAAAUCUGAAGAUUGGGGACUUUGGCCUGGCAAACUCUUUCAAGCCUAAUCAAAAGCAGCCAUUGACCAGUCGUGUCGUAACUCUAUGGUAUAGGGCUCCUGAGCUUUUGCUUGGUGCUACAGAUUAUGACGUUACCAUUGAUCUCUGGAGUGUUGGUUGCAUCCUUGCAGAAUUAUUUGCGGGAAAGCCAAUCAUGCCCGGGAGAACAGAGGUUGAGCAGAUGCAUAAAAUUUUCAAGCUUUGUGGAUCACCUUCAGAGGAAUACUGGAGGAAAUCAAAAUUGCCACAUGCUACUAGUUUUAAACCCCAGCAUCCUUACAAGCGCUGUGUUGCUGAGACAUUCAAGGACUUCCCUUCUCCAGCUUUGGCUCUUAUCGAUGUCCUUCUUGCAAUAGAACCAGAGCACCGUGGUACUGCUGCUUCUGCACUUAAAAAUGAGUUCUUCACAACGAAGCCUUUCCCUUGUGACCCGUCUAGUUUACCAAAAUUUCCUCCGAGCAAGGAGAUUGAUGUGAAGUUUCAACAGGAGGAAGCAAGAAGGAGAAAGGUCGAGUAUGUGAAAGGGCGUGGACCUGAGUCAGUGAGGGGUCCAAGACCAGGGAAGGAAGUGACACCAGAAUUCGAUGCUCAGGGACAGGAGGGACAGGCAAAUUCGAAAUGUACCAGCGUUAGAUUCAACCCUCUGGAGGAUAGUGGUUCAGGCUUCCCAAUUGACCCGCCGAGGGGUGGUGGUGGACGAAAUGGCCUCUCCCAAUCCAACUCAAUGCUUCACCCAACUGCACUAGGAUCUUCACGGACAAGAAAGGCAAAAGAUGACGAUACCGGCCUUAUUUAUCGCACGGGGAAAGGGCCGGAUCUGAGGAGACAGAUGUCAAACAUCCCUCUGCAAGCAUUGGGUUCCUCCAAGAAGGAUGAGAGGAUGAGUGCAAAGGAGCUGACGGGGGGGUGUGCGUCGAAUAGAAGAAGAAUCCAUUACUCGGGACCUCUGAUGCCUCCUGGCGGGAACAUGGAAGAGAUGUUACGCGAGCACGAGAGACAGAUUCAAGAGGCAGUCCGGAAGGCACGCCUCGACAAGUCUAGGACGCAGAAGGACUUCUGAGCUCCUCCAGUGGAAAAUUUUUCAGUACCCCCUAGAUUAUUAUUUGGCCAUUCGCACGUCACCAGUGAAAAUUUUCAGUACCCCCUACCCCUAGAGAGCUGAAAACCCAGUGCCAUUCAUUAGAUUGAGUCUGCAAGGGGCUUCACAUUGUGUCAUUUAGAAAGAUGGAGGAGGAGGGAGACGAUGGGGGAUCUGGGUAUAUACAUACAUAUAUGUACAUCCAAUCUGAAUUCUAAAAUGCAGCGUUUCAUUUGCGGUCAUCAUAUUGAUGAGAGGAAGGGAGGGAUGGAGGGGACCUAGCUAUGUGGUUGUUACUGUUGCAUGCAUAUGUCUUCCCUCAAACCUGAUGCAUUUUCAAACAAAAUUACACCUAAUUAAUAUUUACAACCAUUACACUUGUCAAAUAACAUCAACACACCAUUGUGAAGUGUUAUUUUUGCAGAGUUUUAUUGUCUAAAACAGUCUUGUUCAAUCAUUUACUAAGUACAUGUAAUAACACUAAAAGCAUUCCUCAAAUA
This is a messenger RNA of Diospyros lotus (date-plum), 3599 nucleotides long. RefSeq names its product probable serine/threonine-protein kinase At1g09600. Gene Ontology annotation, biological process: positive regulation of transcription elongation by RNA polymerase II; protein phosphorylation. The record is from RefSeq and is a predicted model, not a curated record. NCBI's taxonomy places the organism in Eukaryota, Viridiplantae, Streptophyta, Magnoliopsida, Ericales, Ebenaceae. Gene Ontology annotation, cellular component: nucleus; cyclin-dependent protein kinase holoenzyme complex. The transcript is spliced from 8 exons. The coding region runs from base 1135 to 3081 and encodes 648 amino acids. Gene Ontology annotation, molecular function: ATP binding; RNA polymerase II CTD heptapeptide repeat kinase activity; cyclin-dependent protein serine/threonine kinase activity.